GAUUGAGUAGUUGGAGGUUCUAUUUUAACUGUGAUGCACAUGGUUUCCUUUGUGAGAACAUCAGCAACAAUAAGAUCUUUAUUACCCAGAGCAUCAACUAUCUCUAAAAUCAUGGAUUCUUCUUCCAACGCGGGUACGGGAGGAUCUCAGAGGCUUUUUACGCUGGCACAGCACCUUCGACAGUACAAGGCCCCUUCUUUCCCUGAAGAUAUUGUGGAGCAGCGGAUUGAAGAAAGUGGUGGAAAGGUUGUUACGCAGGUGGGUUUUCCAGAAGCGGCAACCCCAGUUGGUCAAAACCCAGAAAAAUUCAGACCCAAAAAAGCUGCUGUUUUGAUUUGCCUCUUUGAAGGGGAUGAUGGGGAUCUAAGAGUCAUUCUCACUAAGCGUUCUUCCAAGCUCUCUACUCACUCGGGUGAGGUUGCGUUGCCCGGUGGGAAAGCGGAGGAGGGGGAUAAGGAUGAUGGGGACACUGCAAAAAGAGAGGCAAAUGAGGAAAUUGGGUUGGACCCGGAACUUGUCAAUGUUGUUACUGUCCUUCAACCAUUCUUGUCUAAGCAUCUUUUAAGGGUAGUUCCCGUCAUUGGCAUACUUAAUGACAAGAAAGCAUUCAAACCUGUUCUAAAUCCAGCUGAAGUAGAAGCAGUGUUUGAUGCACCUUUGGAAAUGUUUCUCAAGGAUGAAAAUCGAAGGCAGGAGGAGAGGGAGUGGAUGGGAGAGAAGUUUUUGUUGCAUUUCUUUGACUAUGGUGUCGGGCAUAAAAAAUACCUUAUAUGGGGUUUAACUGCUGGGAUCUUGAUUAGAGCGGCAUCAGUUGUGUACCAACGGCCACCAGCUUUCGUAGAGCAGAAUCCUAAAUUCAAGGUUCCACAGAAUGUAUCAAAUGAUACUACAUUACCUUGAAUUCAUUUUUUUCUGUAACGUUGUCCUUUACAUCUGUUCUUAAUAAUGCAAAAGAAAAUCACAACAGAGUUCUGGAAAUCA
Vigna radiata var. radiata (mung bean) is the source of this 981-nucleotide messenger RNA. Its product is annotated as nudix hydrolase 15, mitochondrial. Bases 34 to 900 code for a protein of 288 amino acids. Lineage: Eukaryota; Viridiplantae; Streptophyta; Magnoliopsida; Fabales; Fabaceae. Gene Ontology annotation, biological process: coenzyme A catabolic process. Gene Ontology annotation, molecular function: coenzyme A diphosphatase activity; acetyl-CoA hydrolase activity. The record is from RefSeq and is a predicted model, not a curated record. The transcript is spliced from 4 exons.